GCAAUUGUACAAAACUAGCAAAGUAAAACUCAAAUACACUUUAUUUCAUGGUUCUGUAAUUUCCUAAUAAUUUCCUUGGAAGAUUUGCUCCCUAGUAAACACUAGUAAAUUAUUGCUUCAUUAUUAGGAAUUGUAUUUGUCAUAUUCCAUGAAUUGCAUGCUUGUCUGUAGACGUAUUUUUGCAUGUUGAGCUGAGCUGCUGCGCACUGACUCAGAGACUGUCUAGAUUAGAGAGUGAACUGAAAUGAAUUCAUUGGAAGUGCGCUGAUUUAAAUCUGAUUAAGACCAAGUGACAUGCUACUUUCCAGGAAACUUCUUGCAAAUUAUUUGGAAAUUACUCUGAAAUUAUGAACUCGUCGAAAAAACAUUUAAUAUCUCACUGGUUUUUACUGAAUACCUGCAAGAAAUAUCUGAAAGCUCUUCGAAAGCCUAUUAAGAAAAUGCAGGUUGUGAUAAUUUAAUGAAAACACACUUCCUCUUCUCUUUCUUUGCUGUAUUGUCACCGUAUAUCUGUGUGACCGUAAAGUGCUGCGUCCAUACAAUCAACUGUUUUGUUGUCCUCAAGCUGCAUUUCUAUGUAUUGUCUGCUUGGUGUUGCUAUGCACUGAUUUUCUACAUUGACAGAGCCCAUUGUUUCCCACACAAAGUAAAUCUCCGCUCCAUCUCAGCAUAACGCUUAAAGUUAGUAGCAGGCAGUAACAUGUAAGGGAGGAAGAUUUAAAAAGGUACGUCACUGAGUUUGUAUUACACUUUUAGAACGUUUGGGGGACUGUAAGUGACCCCUAUAAAAUGUUGCUUUGCUGGAUGUUUUUUUUUUUUUUAACUUCUCACCUUGCUGCAGUCAUGUAGAAGUGUCCUCAGGGGUGAGGGUGCAAGAGAGCUCAAGUGACACUGGGUGUGGUCAGAGGUGAAAAUUGACCGUUGCCUAGAGAAGCAAAGGAAACACUUGUAUAAUAUCUCGACUAUUCUUUUGACACAAUGCAUACAACUGUUUUUACAGUUUUAUUCUAUAUUAUUUCUUAUUUAUUCUCCCCAUCAGAGCAUUGCCCGGGCCAACAUACUGCACGGUUAACAUUAGCUCAUUGCUGGUAGCCUAUAGUGUAAGUAUUAGUGUAUAUUUCUAGUCAUUUUGUAUCUUUGAUAUAUAGACACAGCAUCUCCAUUUCAGGUUAUCCACCAGAGAGCAGUGAAUGUUACAGGUCGUGCUUAUUACAUAAUAAGUCACAAUUCUGCAAGUGUGUUUUAAGGAACUAUCGGCCUCAGAAAUCCAGUAUCAGGUAGAUUCUACUUCAUGCAAUGAGCAAAUUUAUCUUACAGUUAAAAAUUGGUGGACUGCUCCUUUAAUCCAUCUCUGGUUACCCUGUGGUUUAUUUUUAACAACAAAAAAAAAAGUGCAGUCAGUCUCAUGUUGAACAUGCGGGAACCAAAUCAAGCGGAUUUGUCUUCUGGAUGAACUGACCCUUCACUAACUUUAACUCAUGGCUGCAGCCGCUCUCAGAGCUAAACCUCUUCUCUUUGUCUCAGCUGAAACAGUUUACAGAAUCCGUGCUUUGCAAAUGAGAGUCAUGAGACCCGGUCAUUUCAACUCAACUUUAUUUAAACAGCACAUUUUAUACACACAUGCAGAUCAGAGUGUUUCACAUAGCAAAAUAAAACAAUAGAAUGUAAAAAAAAAAGAAACAAAUACAUACAAUAUAAUGAACACAAUGGUUGGUGAAUUUUAAUGGUUUAAAAUUUAAAGACUAUGGUUUUUACAUUACUCCAAAUUAAAAGCCAGAUUAAAAUUGUAGCUCUUUAGUUUCCUUUUAAAAUACAAAAAAAAAAAAAAAUUACAGAUCGAGCUUGUUUGGUUUUCAUAAAACUGAUGCAGCGUCUUCUACAGUUCAGGGGCUUAAAAACAGAAAGUCAGCAGCAAAGCGGUGUUACACACAGUAACUCCAAACUCAGCCUCCAUAUUCUAGCGGAUGGAUCCAAUGAAAACUCAGCAGGACACUUCCGAUGCCUCUUGGUGCUCAGGAGAACCGAGUUAACUGCAACUGAAUCUCCUGACAAUCCUUUGCCUGGAUCUUCUACGGUAACCCGCUGCUCACAUCCUAACUCCAUGCGAUUUAAAUUGUCUUUGUGGUAUUUGAUUAUUUUUAUUUGUUAUUAUUAUUUCUUUCCAGGCCUUUAAAGGAAGAACAAAACUUUCAUGCAAGGGUGUGGAACCCAUUAGUUAAGGUAACGCUUUUGCAUUCAGCGCCCCCCCCCCCCCCCCGUAACUAAACACACACACGACGCUUUCUCAAUAACAGCGAAGCGUAAUUUGGCACACUUUACGCUCUUCAUCCGUUACGUUGCCUACGUAUUUGCGCAUCAUCGCCAAGCGGAGCGCUGGGAACUCGAUCGUUUUUCAAUCUACACUGCAAAAAACAUCCACCUCGGCGAAUGAUUUUUUUUCUUCUUUUUUUUGCGUUGCCACUUGUUCUUAAAAGGUCUUCAAACGUCUGAAGCUGCGUUUUUCAGGAAAUAGGAUGAUCCCGCUUUCAUUUCAAAUUUGAAUCCUCUUGCUUUUUGUGCAAAAGUUGGAUCGUGAAACUCAACUUUGAAUAAACAGAGUGUGGUCAUUUCUUGCAGCGUGAGCAGUAAAAACCCACGUCACUCUGUCAGACAACUCCCCCCUUUUUUUUCCUCCCUGUUGGACCAACAUCCACAGUUCAGGAACAACUGGAUAAAGAUUUUUUUGGGGGGGGAAUCAGAGGAACAAUCAUGAUGACCGGAUUUCGGCUGAACUUGUCGCCGCUGAAGGAACCUCUAGGCUUCGUCAAACUGGUGGAGUGGCUCACGGCCAUAUUUGCUUUUGGAAGCUGCGGUGGAUUCUCAGGGAGGAACGUCCUAUCUGUCUUCUGCGGCGAUGGAAGGAAUGAGACGCUCAAUGCUGACUUUCACUACCCGUUUAGGUUAAGCCAAGUCUUUCUCAUCAUUGGAAACCAAAGUCUUUGUGACCACUCUGUCACAACCACAUACAUGGUGGGAGACUCAGCCUCCUCAGCUGAGUUCUUUGUGGGUAUCGCUAUCGUCUGCUUCCUGUACAGCAUGGUGGCUCUGUUGGUUUAUUUAGGCUACAUGCACGUCUACAAGGACUCUGACUUUGGACCCAUUUUUGACUUUGUGCUCACAGCGAUCCUGGUCUUCCUGUGGCUGGUGUGUUCGUCUGCCUGGGCGAAGGGCCUGCAGAAUGUGAAGGACGCCACAGACACCGAAGGCCUCAGUGCCACGGUGGCACUCUGCAAGGGCAGCAACAUAACCUGUGAGGUCACGGAGUUCGCCAACAUGAGAACCCUCAACAUCUCUGUGGUGUUUGGCUACCUCAACAUGUUUGUGUGGGCGGGCAACGCUUGGUUUGUGUACAAGGAGACUCGCUGGCACUCUCAGAAAUUCUCUUCCCCGUCUGGACAUGGAAGGCAACAGGUCCCUGCACCCAUCUAACAUACAGUAUAUACGUACAGCAACACGCCAAGUCAGAGUCACAUACAAAUACGCGAAGACAUAAUAAUUGACACGCACACACCACACACAGAACAGAAUUAGCCACACAUGCAUAAGUUUGUCCACACGUGUAGACAAAUGUGCAUGUAGACAUAAAUACACUUACAUGCACAUACAAAAUAUGUUCUGUGAAAACGAUGAAGACAGACAAAAUGAAGGAUUAAUUGAAAGAUGGUCAGUUUUAAAACUGUGGUCUUACUUGAUUUGGAGCUUAUCACUACAGUCGCAGCUGUGUAGGUCGUACACAGAGCUGAGCUGGUAUUUUGUAACCCACAAUGACUAGAUGUCAUAUAAUUCCUUGCACAUUCAUGACAUACUAGAACUGAGAGUACUUCUGAGAGAAAUGCAAAUUUUCCCUCCAAAUAUUCCUGCAGGCUCUAAGUAACCCUGCAGCAGUAGAACGUUUGGGUGGGAGAAGGUAUCACUCAAAUGGUUUAAAGGUGCUAUAUGUAAGUAUUUCACUUUAAAAUCUUCUAAAAUUAACUAAAGUUAUCAACAGCAUUGAAAAAAUAACACUAUGUCAAAGACGUCUGUGCAUUGUGUUGGGUAGACUGCUAAGUAAACAGCUGUUAAUACCAACGUUGGCAAUGUUGCGAUAGCAAAUACUUACACAUAGCACCUUUAAUGUCUUCACGUGUGCCUUUAUUUUUUACCACAUACUAUAGCAACACUAAUGCAAUUAGUAUUUCAAAUCAUUUUAAAUGUGCCCUCUCACAACUAUUCCGAAUUGGUUUCUUACGCUUUAGCAGGUGAUACACGCACAGACAACGACCAAAUGUCAUGAGCUUUAUAGCAGCUUUGUGGCUUGUGUUUAUGAAGAGAGGUUUUUUCUUAUUUCAUUGUGUCCAUUUUAGCAUAGUGGUUACAUUUAUUAUGCUUAAUUAUUACAUACUGAUGAAUGUAAGGUACUUUGAACUCAUCUCUUUGUCUAUGACAUAAAACCGAGCACACGGAGCUAGAUUUACAUGUUCAACAUCUGUCGCAAUAAGGACAAUGUGAUCAAGGUUUUCAGGUUUUCAGGGUAAAACAGAGGCUAAUACUAUUAACUAUGAGGAAUUAUAUCAUAAUCCUCUAUACCGUGUCACCAAUUCAGAAAAUUUGCAUUCACUGACAAAUAAUGUAUAAAUUUUACAUGGGCUGUGAAAUUUAGUCAUACAUUUGCCUCAGUGAUAAAUCUUAUUUUUUGCACAUAUGGUAUGUUUUGAAAACAUUUUUUUAAAAAAGCACUUGUGUAUCCAGAGAGUGACACACUCAAAUAUUCAUUAAUUCUGUCUUUCAUUCAUUGGUUCUCUGGCAUUGAGUCCGUUUCCCCCUUCGUGGUGGCUAUCAGGCAUGGAAAUGUCUACAGAAGAAUAAACUAGGAUUAUCCAUUUACCAAACUAGUGUAAGGAUGUCCUCUUUUAGCACAUAGCUGAGGUGAAUGCAUAAAAAGCUUUUAUUCUCGCGGGUCUUCUUUUUUAAGAUAAAUCUAUGCGCUCAAGCAGACAAGUUAAAUUUUGAUGCUUGGCCUCCAACCUAAAUAUCAGGGAGGUAGUUUGCACAUUCUUAUCACACCAUGCACAGUUCACUCUUGUGGUGCUUAAUAUGCCUUUAUGAUGUCCUUCAAAGCACUGUGAGAGUGUAAAACCAUAAAGAAUACUUGAUCGAGAGUUGGCUAUUUAAUUAGUUCUGGAAAAUGUCGCUGUGUGAGUGCAGCCAAAAUCUUUCAAUUUCUCUGAGGGCUUUGAUUUAUUUAGCGUCUACCAAAGUACCAGUUAAAGGAUAAGUCCUUGUGUCCUUUUUUUAAACUUUUCUUUUAUUAUCAUGUUGAAUGUAGUAGUAACUUCUUCUUUUUAAUUCAAAUUUUCAUCCAUCGUUUUUAUGGCAUCACUGUUAAAUAGAAACUAUUCUGCCAAAGCAAUAUUUCAUUUUUUUUCCUGUUUAAUCUUAUUUCAAAUCUUUAUGUGAUGUUAAAGCAAUAAUCUUGUUGUUGUUGAAAAAGUCCGUCUUAUUUUUUGAUUGUCUAGUUUUUUUUUUUAAUCCUUCAUGAGACACCAAAAAUUGAGCUGGUGUGUUUUUUUUUUUAACCGUGUGACUUCUUUGUUGUAUUUUUCAUUUUCAGAAUAUGUAGAUUGUUAGUUUGAGUAGUUUUUGAUUUUUUUUUUUUUUUUUUGUGUUUUGCUUUUAUAGUAAAAAUGUACAGUAUGUUGGGUGGUGUUGCUAAUUCGUUUAACUCUGCUGAAGGACAAAAGAACUUAAAUGAAACAAUAACUGUGUGUGGUGUACUGGUUAUGCCACUGCACUCUUGUAAUCAUCAUCCAACACGCUAUAGUUUUGUCAAUGAUUCCUGUGCAUUUAACCUGCCAAACUGUCUUAUUGAAGAGAGACAUACACUCUGUGACAAUGUACCUUUGUUUUUUUCAAUAAAAAUGAAUGAUUUUUUCAUGAA
Messenger RNA from Seriola aureovittata, 5956 nucleotides. It is a transcript of the gene sypl1, whose product is annotated as synaptophysin-like 1. Lineage: Eukaryota; Metazoa; Chordata; Actinopteri; Carangiformes; Carangidae. Gene Ontology annotation, cellular component: synaptic vesicle membrane; synaptic vesicle. Bases 2749 to 3468 code for a protein of 239 amino acids. The transcript has 5 exons. The record is from RefSeq and is a predicted model, not a curated record.